AUGCCGAGUUUAUACGGGGUUUUAUCAAUACUCGCGGUGGCUUACGCAAUAUUACUAUACAUUGUCAACAGGAUUCCACAUGUGUCAAUCAAAUACGUUGGGUUUCUUUCAUUGAGAGGGGUGACGAUAAAGAUUAGAACAACGACAGUUUAUGUUGGAAAAAUUGCACUCCAAAUAAACGCAUUUGGACCAAGAGAUGAAUCGUUAAAAUGGGUUUCAAUUUUGAUAUGUGACGUCAACGUCACUUGCUUAAAGGAUGAACAAAAUCAAACGCAACCGGAAGCAACCAAAGAUCAUGCAAAACCACCACUACAUGAUAGAUCGAUCAAAAGUAGGCUUCAAUUUUAUGUGCCGAAUGUUAUCUUCAAUUACUUUUUGCGGACAGAACUCCUUAAUAAGAUCAAUUUCCAUAUCAUUAGAGCAUCCAUUUACCACCAAAGCACACAUGAACAUUUUUGUGCGUCCUUGGAGCUAUUGAGAUUAGAGGCAAAACUUUCCAAAUGCCACAACCUCAGAGUUACCGCUUCAUUAUUCAACGGGUUGAUAUUUGAAAAUGAAAACAGGGAGAAUAAACUUGAUUUGUUCCGCAAUGUCGAAUUUUUCGUCAAUUGUAUGGUUAUUACUGCCUGUGAUGCCAACCACACAAAUAGGAUCAGAAUCAAUUUGGAGGAGUUUAGAACAUCGUUGUCAAUAGGAAGAUUGAACAUUCCGAUGGAGUAUAUUCGGUCGAAACAGAUGCAAUCAAAUCCCAAAGCAAAUCCGCAACCAACACGAACGGAAGAACAGCCUGCAAAACAAGUUACAAAUGUGAUGAAAUACAGGCCAUUCCUAAAAGAAUUGUUAUCGCUAUAUUCCUUAACAGAAAUACGGCUUGAGGACUUUACCCUAUCUUACGAGACUGUCUCGAUCAAUGUGUCAAAUUUUGUCUUUUCCCUCGAAAAAAUUGUCAAGUCCGCGACUUCUUCAACGUUGAAACUACAAGUUUAUGUCACAUCGUUUAAGUUUUAUCAUUUGGAUACAAAAUGUGUAGAGUUGCCAUCUGGUACCAUCACUUAUGAGGUUUGCCCCAUGGAGAUGCUUCGAGUUUCGCAAGUAUUGCUUAAUCACGACGAAAACUCAAAGGAGUGGAUAAAUUUUGAUUUCGCCAUAAUGUUGACGAAUCCGAUCUUUGAUGUCUAUUACGACCAGGAAGAUAUUCUAUUUGGUUUGCUUAGGGAUAAAAUGAUGCGCAAACGUAUGAAUAAAAUGAGAACUGCUGCAGGAGUACAUCGCAAGGAGGAGGCGAUGAAGAAGCUAAAUAUUGCUUCUAAAUUGUUGCGAACCGUAUCGGCAAAAAUCGUGAUUGUCGACACUGUGCUCAACAUGCACUUACCACGAAUUGGUCUGACAAGAGAAGACGUUUUCAAUCGUCAUUCUAACUCAAACACAGAGGUGUCUUUUUCUGUUAAUGAUCUAACUCAUCGAAUUUUCACAAGAACCCGAACAAAGAGAUUGAAAGACGGCGACCAGGCGGUAAAGCGUACCAUCAACUCCUUUCUUAAAAUCAAAAACCUCAAAGGUCAAGCAGAAGGGAACUUGGCUCAAUUUACCAAGGUCAACUUGCUCCUUGCGUAUGAUCUUGACCGCUUUAAACUUGCAGUGAGGUUGUCGAGUAAAUCAAUAACUUUUAGGUCAGUCAAUGACGUCUUUUUUUAUUUGGUUAGACAGUUUAGAAACCGUCAACGAAUCUACUUCAAUAAGAAAUUCGAUGAAUGGAGGAAAUCCAUUGCACUGAAUUCUUCACCCGAUCAACCAAACAAGGCAGAACGGUUGUCAUUUGGUGACUUGAAUAACCCAAUUGGCAAAAAUGAAGAACCAGAGUUUAUUAAAAUUUUUGAGAUGUUGCCGCCGUAUGUCUCGUCUGUGAGACUUGAUUUAUCGUCGUUGGCCUUCGACAUCAAGAGCAAGGAGGAAUUACCAAGUCUAAAGAUAUUUGAUUACAGAGUCGGAAAAGAAAUUGAUUUAAAGGAUUAUAGACGAGGGAUAUCCCUCAAGAUGAACGAUAUUUCAGCGAUCUAUAAGCAUACACAAGAGCAUUUUCAACUAUUGGUCGAUUCAGUGCAAGCUGCUACUCUCAGCGAGUAUGCACAAGAAUACAUGCUUGCUAAAAACAACACCACAACCAUGCCAAUGAGUGAUUCCGAGUUUGAGGAUGACGUUUCAACUAUUAACUCUAUGGAUUCUGCUCCAACAGAUCCAGAUGCGCAAAAUUUGGAUGGGCUAGGUGAUGCCGAUGCUUAUGGCGUCAAGAAUGUUCUUACAGUAAAAAACAUCAGUGUUGCUAAUGAUACGUCUAAAUCUGACGACAGAGAUCCUAAUAAACUAAUAUUGACAAUGCCGGAAAUUGAUGGGCACGUGGAUACGUUUUUCCUCUGGUGCAUUUUCUACGCAAAGACAUUGAUCCAAAGAUUUGCGCCCACCGUCGAAUCUAAUUGCACAAAGGAGCAAAUGAAGCAGAUUACUGGCCCCAAGAAGAAAGUCAAGCUAGAUGUUAUGUUGGAAUCAGUUGCAAUUUCUAUAAGACUACCGCACGAUGUCGACAUUCUAAUUGAAUUUGACCGUUCAAGACUUCAAAAUGUGUUUGUUUUGAAAAAUGCUGAUGUGAAAAACAUUCGAAUGUAUGUGACACAUCCAAGCACAAAAUUAUGGGCAAGAAUAGUUGUGAUUAAAGAGCCCAGUUUCAGUAUUGACGUGUCAAAAACAUUACACGAGGCAGCUUUUGAAUUGCAGACAAAGUCUAUCUUAUUCAACGUCCCUAACCGAUUUGCCAUUUAUACAGUUAUUGACAAUUCGAUUUCCUUUGCCAAGGCAAUAAAGCAAUUGCUGCAUAACUUCAAGUACUUCAAUUAUGGAGUUGACAAGUUUGAGCGUGUUUACCCAGCAGGCAAGGACGCGUUGGCAUUUCCCCAUAUUAGGGUCAAGACAUCGGUAUUAGGCCUUACACUCGAGAACGAUCCAUUUGAGAAUGAGUUGGCAAUGAUAUUUGAGUUGGGUUUAAUUGAACAACGAGUUAGGUGGAGAAAGAUGGAAGCAUUUGAGGCAAAGAGUCAGGAAAUUAGAGCCAAUGCACAGCCCGACAUUGAAGACCAAAUCGAGUUGACAGAUGUAUCACGUCCAACGCUUGGUAGCAGUCGAAAGGCACUGUUUAGGAAAAGUAACAACUCCCUUAAACAAAAAGUACAGAGUCCAUUACGGAAUGAAGCGACAUACCGCGAUCAAGCUUCAUCAAACGAGUCUACGACCAGUAAUGCGACCCCAAGAAAUAAGUUUAGAGACACUUUUACAAAGAUAAGACGUAAUCACCAUGAGCGCAAGUCCCCUGAAGAUACCCAAUCUGAUGCAAAUGGCGAAGAUGAGAAUAAACCAAAAUUGACCAAAGCUCAGGCCGAAGAGGAAAUCAGUCAGGCAAGAGAGAGAUUAAAUCACAAUUUUUCCUUAUCAUGGAUGAGAAAAUUUAGAUCUUUUAAGGAUGUUCGUAAUAGGCUUUGGAAAGAAAGGAGGGAAGAGAUUUGGGGCAAGGAUGUACCAACUGAGGUAAUGAAAAGCAAGUUUGACAUUGUGGAGUACGCAGAUGGGCCUACUUUGGCAAGUGCAUUGUUUCUCGAUGUCGACUUGACGCUUGAUAAAUUCAAAGGCGGAGACAUUGAUGAAUUCUUGUACAAUUAUGCAAAGAAGCAACCGAAACAAGUGUAUUCCAUAUUAGUCCCAUUGUACCUUGAAUUGACUGCCAGAAAUUUCCACAUGUUUUUGAAGGACUUCCCAUUGCCGUUGGCUUCGUUUCCAACAAAUAGUAACCCGCAGGUUCCAACCGUUCAUAUCAAAACAAACCUAGUUGUAAAUGAGCACUUGUAUCACAGAAAGGAAGAACUUCGUUAUAUAUACGUUCCAUUUUCGUUGGCAGUAUUUGACAAUGGAGUAUCAGACAAUUUUUACUCCGUCUAUAUUCCCAGAACAUUGACCACCGUCAAAGUUGCUGCCGAUUUCCAAUGUGAUUUAAAUACCGAUCGUGCUUGUAUUGUGGGAUGGUCUAAAUCUUACCAACCAGCAUUGAGCACCAUGGGCCAAGCAUUUGAAAACUUUUCAAAGCCAGCGAUUGAUGACAGUCCAAUUGGAGUGUGGGAUAAAAUCCCACUUAUCAUGCACGGGAAGUACAAGUUCAACAUUGCAAAUGAACUCUGCUUGCAUAUGAAGAGUGGCAGAUCACCUUAUAAGUUAGUGGGACUAGACGCGGGAUUUGUUUUUAAUUGGAAAAACAAUGUGGAUCUUACCAUUGAUGGUACUAUUGAUCCUAGGAGGUUGGUUGUCAUUACAAGUGAUGACUUCAUCUUUGCAGUUCCAAACUACUCGGUGAAGGAAAAGCAUACUUGGAGUUUAUACUAUGAUGGCCGUGGGGACUUUGCCCCUAGCAGUGAUCCCGAAGGAAAGAAGUACCACAAAAGAGUUAUUCGUCUUAGUACCAAUGACCGGGUUGAGUGGUGUUUAGGAAUGAUGUUUGAGAGGAACAAGCACUUUUCCAACCGUCUUUCGGACCAAGAAGAGAGAACGUCAGAAUUCUUACCUCAUUAUGAAGUUCAAAUCACAAACCCAGCCAAUGAGUAUCAUCCAGAUUCAUACGAUGGCUAUAGAUCUGAUUAUGUGCACAUGGCACUUUCUGUUAUUUCCAAAUCACAUGAUGGCCACGCAUUCAAUGCUGCGUUUUUGACACCCUUGGCUUUCCACCAUUUCUUUUAUUGGUGGGAUACUGUUGCACACUAUUCGCCUACUCCGGUGAGACUGGGGAAAUUGUUUAGCAAUGGAGAAAAGAAGCCAAAAAUAAAGUUGAGCCCUCAUUUGUUUACUGUAAAGUAUCAAAUGGUAUUCAAUCCAGUGACAAUAUCACAUUUAUACAUUCAUUCGAGUAAUGAAUUGCACGGAAAAAAGAAUAGAGUCGCUUUUACAGGUUUAAAGGGUAAAUUCGAUGUUUGUGAAAUAGAUUUACACCAGAGGAAGGAGUUAUUGACCUAUGUGAAUCCAAAGCUAAACAAACGUACACAGAUUAAACACUUGAAGAUGAACCAGGCCGAAAUUAACGUCGAAAGAGUUGAUUUAAGGGUUAUGAAUGCAUUGUCCCCUGAUCAGUCAGUAAGUGGGCGAUUAAUGUCGUACUUGACUGGGGAUAGUGCUUCGGAUAGUCUGAGCAAUCAUCAUCAUGGCCCUGUACAUGCUUCGAGGUUUUCCAAGUGGAUUGAAAGCGUGGAAGUACCCGAUGGAGACUUAUCGUGGGUAGACCCGGAGGACUUUAUUGAAUUGGAGAUGAAUGAGCCCUUGUCGCCGUACCCAAAGAUAAGAGUAUUGCCAUUCUUUGCUACCCCAAAGCUUAGUUAUUUCAGGGAAUUUACUUUGCGUCAGGAUGGGCCACAUCCUUUUGGCAAUGAGAAAAUACACAAUUGUAUAAUGGAUACGGAAAAACCCAGUGGUGUACAAUCACGAAUCUUGUCGGAACGUAUUGGGGCUCUCAAAAACGAGCUAGCAAAAAAGCAACAGGAGUAUAGUCAUAUGAAAUCACAGUUUCAACCGCAAGACGAGCAAAAGAUACGGGAUGCGGAGACAGAUAUUCAAUUAUUGCAGGAUAAGAUUGAUGUCGUUAACGAAGCUCAUGAAAAUUUCACCAAGGAGGAUUUGAAAAUGACCAACACAUUUGAUGAUCCUGAAACCCUCACAACAUUGCUGAGACAGCAAUCGGGGUUGUCUGCUUACUCAAGCCACAGGGAUAAAGCAGACCUCCUUGAAGCGGCAAAUUUUGUAUCGAUUGCUGAAUACCAUAAUAGGUUUAUCUUGCAUAAUUUGAACUUGAAAUGGGAUGAUGACAUCAGAGCUUAUUUUGUGAAUUAUUUAGAGAGGAUUGGCGAUCGAAAAGAUCAUGUUUACUACAUGACUCGGAUGGCAGUAAAUCUUGUUCAGAAUGUCAUAAGCGAAACUGAAAAGGUUGAAACAGAAGAGGACAUAAAUUUCACCGAUAGAACUUUCACCAAUUUUAGAGAUGGAAUUGAGGCUGUGGAAGGAUUUGCAGAGGAGUUGGAUGUGCUACAAAAUCCCGAAGAAGAGGAGGCAGAGUACAAGUACUUGAUCAAGUUGAUCCACCCACAGAUCCAGAUGAUUAGUAAGAAAGCACCCGACACCUGUGUACUCCUCACUUCAAGAGACUUGGAUAUCAAGAUUGUCGACAUCAACCAAAAAGAUUUGGUGAAUGUGUUGACAGAUAGUUCAGAAAUGACAGCCAAAGUUGAAUCAAGAGUUGGGGUAAUGUUUAGAGAAGAGCAGGUGUUUGUGGUGUCUAAAGAUGAUGCUGCACUUACAAGUCCCAAAUCAAAGUUUGCAAAAGGCGGUUAUAUGACUUCAACUUCGAAUUGGCCACCAUGGUUUGAUUGCGAAAUAUGCUAUGAAGGUUCAUGGGCUGACGAGUUUCUUGUUGCUGAGAGGAAUACAGUGGCUCUUGUUUACAAGGCGCCCAAUAAUUUAUUCCUCAAUGCUAAAAACUUUGAGCGUCAUAACGAAGUUGUUGUGUUUAUUAACAAGUUUGUGGUGAAUGCUACGUCAUCUCAAUAUUCUAGCAUCUAUUACGUUGUCACUGAGUUGUUACUUUCGGGACAAAACAAAGAUAGUCUUCAGUCUAAAUUAUCGAAAGUUGUUUCCCUUACUGACUCGUCGGAUUUCAGGGGUUUGGAUGUGAAGGUGAUGAACUUGCAGGCUACAAUCAGAGAAUUCAAUGACAUUGUUUUAUCAUUUCAUCAAAAAGGUGCCGCUUUGAAUGAGUCAGAAAGGAAAUACUUGCAAAUUUUGGAAUUGGAGAUGGAGAAACUGAAGUUGGAGUUGAUUUUGAUUAUGAAGAUUUUGGGGACAAGAAACAAAUCGAAAACAAAGGAAACUGCCAAGUAUUGGCAUAUUUUAACAGACCAGGUUAUUUGGCACUUCCUCACUGAUGAUAGACAGCCAAUUAUUGACUUUGCUUGUACUGGUAUAGUGUUUUCACGUAUUGAGUCGAUUGACGGAGCUAAUCAUAAUGAUUUUGAAAUUAGAAUGUUGCAAGGGUUCAACCUUCAAGAAAAUACUCAAUUUCCAAUUCUUGUAUCACCAAUGAUUCCAAAAGGCGAGACAGUGUUUGAUGAAGCAAGUGGUCCUGUGGUGAAAAUGACGUGGGAUUUGCUGGCAUUAGUUGGCGGUAUUCCUAUCAUCAAGCACGCAAAAUUGGGCGUUAUUCCAUUGCAGUUUGAAUUGGAUUAUCCGACGGCAAAGAUGUUACAGUCAUAUUUAUUCCCGAAGGAAGAUGGUCCGGAUGACGAUGAUAGCUACGAAUCAGAUGACUCAGGAUCGUAUUCGGAGUCUGAAGAUGGAACUUAUGAGGAAUCGAUGUCGGAAAGGUCUUCUAUAAUGACUAACGAAACGUCGAGCUCGAAAAGCCCGUGGAAAAAGCUUUUGUCAAGGGGUAGGCCAUUGAUUUCAAAGGGUAUUAAUGAGAAAAUUAAUGGUUCUCAUUCAGAUGGAACUUAUAGCCUGGCAAGCUCCAUCCAAGACUCAUAUGAAUCACAGUUGCUUAGUUCUCAUGGAAGCUCCUCUAUGCAAAGCAGGGCAAAUAAAAGGGCCACAAAGCUGCUUACAGCGAAAAGCAGAGGUGCUGGUUCCAAUAACAAUAUUUUGGAUGACGAAAUUGAGACUUUGAUUGCACGUUCUUUAAAGUAUAAAUCAAUUAUAGAUAUUGAGAUUUCCAAUUUUGAAUUAAUGGUUAGCUUUCUGGGUCCAAAAAGCUUGCACUUGUUGAAUGUUAACCAGUUGGUUUUGUCAGUACCAACUUUAAAGUAUCAGUAUAAGAUCUGGUCGGGAGAGGAUUUCACAAAUAGGCUAAAGAAGGACAUUAUAAAGGUUAUAUUGCAGCAUACCGGUAAGAUAUUGGGUAACAAGCUUCUGUAUAAGAAGAAGACAAGAACUACGAGACGUUUGAAACAGAUAUCGAAUUACGCAGGAUUUAUGACGUUGGAAGAUUUGCAGACCCAGAAUGAUAGUUUCAGCUCUGCAGCUGGAGGCGGUGUAGGAGGAGGUGGUGGUGACAAAAUACAUAUUACGCCACAAGUUUCAAAAACCCGCCAUGAUCACCAUCCUCGCAGUGCCCAACACAUUGUUAAACACGGAACUGCCAAUGAUGAAACCUUCAAGUCGUACUUGGGUCGGGACAAUGAUUCAGACAGUUUUACUAAUCCCAAGGAUGAUAAGGUGGACGGCGAUGUAGAUGCACCUUGA
Molecule: messenger RNA, 8310 nt
Organism: Lodderomyces margitis
Lineage: Eukaryota; Fungi; Ascomycota; Pichiomycetes; Serinales; Debaryomycetaceae
Exons: 1
Coding region: 1-8310 (2769 amino acids)
Source: RefSeq, a predicted model, not a curated record